Bombus terrestris (buff-tailed bumblebee) is the source of this 1223-nucleotide messenger RNA. Its product is annotated as protein C19orf12. The transcript has 3 exons. NCBI's taxonomy places the organism in Eukaryota, Metazoa, Arthropoda, Insecta, Hymenoptera, Apidae. The record is from RefSeq and is a predicted model, not a curated record. The coding region runs from base 601 to 1017 and encodes 138 amino acids.
AAACGAAACAAUUACUAUCAGCAAAUGUGCCUUAAUCAUUCUGGUAAUUCAGGAAAGACAAUCAUGAUUUUUCUAAUCUUUUUUAUCUUAAACAUAAGAUUUUACACGAUCACAAAAUUCUUAAUGUUUGAACGUUUUACAAACAGUUGCGUAUAAUUAAGGGAUUUUACAUAUAAAGAUUUGAUAUUUCAGGAUUAAGGAUAGAAUUAAUCUAUGCAAUUAUUAACAGUAAAGUAUAAACACUACUAGGAAAAAGUAAAUUAUAUAAACGGUAUCAUUAGAGUAAAUUCUGCCUAUAGUAUUGCGUCUGUGGCAGUGCAUGCGCUAGUUCGAUCGUCGGUCGUAUGUAAUUAGACGUGAUAAAUAAUGUAUAGAAAAAUAUCAAUAUGUAUACGUAUGUAUUCUUAUGUCCAUAAAAAAUAUACAGAUGUAUCUCAAUCUCACAACAUUUCCUAAUUAAGUCCUCAUAAAAUUACACAUUGUAAAACUGAAUCUUGCCAAAAAUUGCUAAAAUUGAGAAAUUUUUUAUUUAUUAAGUUUUGAGUUAGGAAAAGCAGAGCCAAGGGUUGAGCAACAGCAGGUAUUAUAUCACUAGUUACAAUGGAUUUUCCAACAGAUGAAUUAUUAAAAGAAGUUUUACAGUAUCCAGCUGUACAAAGUAUGAAGGUUACCGUAAGUUCUUGUGGAAAAUAUGCAGUAAUAAUCGGUGGAUCAGCAUUUCUUGGUGGAUUAAUUGGUGGACCAAUCGGACUUGCAGUGGUUGGUACAGUUGUUAGUGCUCUAUCAGCAUUUUUCGGAUAUCAUGAAAUCAAAUCUGUUCCAUAUAUCAUUUUGUACGAAACUACUCCAGAACAAAGAGAAAAGCUAGCACUAUCAAUAGUUAAGUACCUUAAUUUAAAAAAUAUUUGGUCUCUUAGAGAUCUCUUAUACUAUAAUAAGGAAGAAUUGGCAUUAGGGAUAACAUCUAUAAUAGUAAAAUUUGUAACUCAUGACAUGCGUUAUUCAAUGAGAAACUGAUUGUGGAUUAGAAAGAGAGAUCGCCCUGUAUAGAAUUUAUUGACCAAUAUGAAAUCUAUAAUUAUUUUUUACAAGAAUGAAUAUUUGUAAUUUUUGAAGUAAUUACUUCAAGAAAAACUUUACAUCUCUAUUUAUGUAUAUCCGCGACCUAGAGACCGCUAUUACACAGAAAAUAAAAUUUAGUGAAAUAAAAAUAUUCUAAAUAA